Molecule: messenger RNA, 939 nt
Organism: Penicillium verhagenii
Lineage: Eukaryota; Fungi; Ascomycota; Eurotiomycetes; Eurotiales; Aspergillaceae
Product: SDR family NAD(P)-dependent oxidoreductase
Exons: 3
Coding region: 1-939 (312 amino acids)
Molecular function (GO): oxidoreductase activity, acting on the CH-OH group of donors, NAD or NADP as acceptor
Source: RefSeq, a predicted model, not a curated record
AUGGCUGAUAUCGAUGUCGACGAAGACGUAAAAGGCAAUGCCUUCACAACCAAGAACUACCGAGACAUCUACCCUGCCAUCGAUCCUACUCGUCCAGAGCUUUCUCAGACAGGCAAGGUGGUGGUGAUCACUGGAGGUAGUCGUGGCCUAGGACGCUUGGCCUUUGCAGCCUCAUUCGCUCGAGCAGGAGCAGGCGUCAUUGUACUCAUUGGUCGCUCUGCAACUGGGCUAGAGGACACCGAGAAGCUCAUCAACGAGAUCAGCCCUGACACGCAGGUCCUUCGCUUCCCACUCGAUAUCACCGACCAGGCUGCCGUGGAAACAGUGUUCAGGGAUAUCGUGGCCCAGGUCGGUGCCCCGCACGUUUUGAUCAACAAUGCGGGCAACCUCGCUCCGCUGCAGCGUACAUUUGACUCGACAUUGGAUUCGUGGUGGGAUUGUCAGGAAAUCAACAUCAAGGGAACGUACAUCGUCACAAAGGCUUUCAUCGGAGCAACCGUAAAUGCAACUGCGCCCAUUAACCCCGCCAAUCCCACAUCCAUCAUCACAGUGACCUCGCUCGCUGCUCAUGGCACCGCACCCGGCAUGGGUGCAUACUCCCUCGCAAAGUUAGCCCUCACUAAGCUUACGGCCUACAUUGGCUCGGAGCAUCCGACUAUUACCUCCGUUAGUCUCGAUCCGGGUGUUGUUCCGACGGAUAUGGCUCGUGCGGUGCCUUAUCUUGCAGAAUUCAUGCUCGAUACUCCGGAGCUGGUGGGAGGUGCUGCAGUGUGGUUGUCGAGCGGUGAUAAGAGGUUUCUUUCGGGACGAUAUGUCUCCGCUAACUGGGAUGUGGAGGAGCUUGAGAGUCGAAAGGAUGAGAUUGUGGAUGGAAAUCAGUUGAAAUUUGGAGUGAAGGGGAACUUUGCUUCAAAUGCGACCGUUGUGAAAUCUACAUGA